AUGCACGUUAGGUUCCAUGACAUCAUAGUCCUAGCACGCUCCCGUUCACCCAAGGCCGAGAAUCUCGUAAAACACGGCGCAUCAUUGCGUCUGUAUACCGAGGACAACUUGCAAGAGGCACUAGCUGGGGUCGAUGUCCUGAUCAACACUGUAGGCCCCAGUGGUCAUCACUUCAAAGAGACCCUUCUGCGCGCCAUCCCUGGUUCCGGCGUUAAGCUCUAUUUUCCUUCUGAGUUUGGUGUCGAUCAUUAUGUGCACGACUUUUCACACGAAGAAUGGGACGCUAAGAAGGCCCAUUUCCAGCUUGCAUCAGAGCUCAUCCCCAACAUAAGCAUAUGCCGCGUCUAUGCUGGCUUAUUCCUCGAGGACUCAAUCGGUCCGUGGUUUGGCUUCGAUACAAAAGGUGGCAGAUACGAGGCCGUUGGCGAUCCCGCGCAGAAGACUUCGUACACGAGUAUGUAUGACGUUGGCAAAGCGCUCGCCAUACUCGCAAGCCACCCAGUCGGCAAUAUACCUCCAGAGGUACACCUCAGCGGUGAUAGCAAGUCUAUGACUGAGAUAGCAGAGAUCAUGGAAGAGAACGGGGCUGGCCGUAUCCAAGUGACGAGUGUGCCGCUUGAAACCUAUAAGGCUAAUGUCCUAGCGAAGCCAUCGCCGACGCCAGAGCGAUACUUACGAUUCUUGAUGGGCGAGGGCAAGAUCCAUCACUCUACUGAUGGGAUAGGUAAUCAGAAUGAUAUAGUGCAGGUAGCAGGGGACCUAUCGACUUGGAUGUCAAUGUCUCCACUGGCAAAGGAGACGCGAGGAAGGCCCUGGGUCGAAGCAGAAUGGGAGUUGUUGUAA
Fusarium mangiferae is the source of this 843-nucleotide messenger RNA. RefSeq lists its product as uncharacterized. The transcript is spliced from 2 exons. The coding region runs from base 1 to 843 and encodes 280 amino acids. The record is from RefSeq and is a predicted model, not a curated record. Lineage: Eukaryota; Fungi; Ascomycota; Sordariomycetes; Hypocreales; Nectriaceae.